Strigops habroptila (Kakapo) is the source of this 4423-nucleotide messenger RNA. RefSeq names its product NAD(P)HX dehydratase (gene NAXD). The transcript is spliced from 12 exons. Gene Ontology annotation, biological process: metabolite repair. Gene Ontology annotation, molecular function: ATP-dependent NAD(P)H-hydrate dehydratase activity. The record is from RefSeq and is a predicted model, not a curated record. The coding region runs from base 417 to 2291 and encodes 624 amino acids. NCBI's taxonomy places the organism in Eukaryota, Metazoa, Chordata, Aves, Psittaciformes, Psittacidae.
GCCCUGCCCGGGCCGGCCCGGCGCGGAGCCGGAAGCCGCGCCGAUGAGUUGUGUGCGCCGCUUGCCUGCGCGCUUGGCGGGGGGUGCCGGGAGCCCUGCGCUGUGGCUAGGUGCCCGCAGCGCAAAGCGGCGCCUGGAAAGUUUUUGUUUCCGUGCGUGCGGGCUGCAAGCGGCGGCCCGGGAUGCGGGGCCCGGGGCCCGGCUGCGCGCCGCCUCCCGCCGCACCGCGGCUGCCGGGGCUGGCGUAGGCGCCUCCUGGGACCACCGAGUGCGGGCAUUAAACCCCGCUCCCUCCUCCCCGCUGCCCUCCUCCGCCCCCCUCCGUCCCUCCCUCGCUCUCCCCCUCCCUCCCUCGCUCCCUCCCUCCUUCCCUCUCCCCGGUGCGCGGCCAUUGCAGUGACCCCGGCCGGCCAAGGAUGAUUACGAACACGCGGGGCUUCCUGUGGUCGGACCUGGAGACGCGGGCGCUGCUAGAGAUCUGGGGUGAGGCGGACGUGCAGUCGGCGCUGGACGGCAACUUUCGGAAUAGCCAUGUGUACCGGGACGUGGCCUGCCGCCUGGCCGAGCUGGGCUUCGAGCGCACCCCCGAGCAGUGCCGCAUCCGCAUCAAGGGCCUUAAGCGCCAGUACUACCAGGCCCGGGACGGGCUGAAGAAGAACGGGCACGCCCGCAAGAUAUGCAAGUACUACGACGAGAUGGACCGGAUCCUUAGCUGCCGGGGGGGGCCCGACGGCGCCCCCGAGCCGCUGGCCCCGCCGCCCGACAGCGCGCAGCCGGCGGGGCCACUCGCCGGGCCGCCCACCCCGGGCACGCCGCACAACAGCCGCGAGGUGGACGCCGAGCUGGACGAGGACGGCGAGCUGGAGUCCCCCCGCGACAACUUCACCGAGGACUCCGGGGAGUGCUCUUCCUACGCCGACCACCCCAUCAAGGUGGAGUGUCCCCCCUUCGCCAUCCCCGUGCCGCCGGGCGACGGCUUUAAAGAAAUCAAUGCUCCAACUAUUACCCCACCUCGCAAUCAGCCCAAAAGAUCCAAAAAACGCCAUGCAAAUUUAACAUUGGAUAAAAUGAUGGAAAAAUUCCUUCAGCAGAGCGUGGAUACAGAAGAGAAAUUUUACAGAUACGAAGAGCAGAGGCUCAAAAUUGAGGACAAGCGUCGGGAAGCUGAGCAUGCUCGAGAGCUCCAGAUGUUACAGAUGUUGGGACAGAUGUUGGCAGGAAUUUCUUCUACGGUAUCACAAAGGUCACAAUCUAUACCAGCGAGUCCACCUCAGAGGGCGAACCAUCGUUCGUAUGGGGAUAACUUUAAUUAUAAUGCUAUGACAGCAGCACUUUCUCCACCGAUAGUUAUAGAGAGAUCUUUUUCACUGCACAGAACACACUCUCUAAAGGAUAUGGAGAAUAUUUUUCAACUGGUGCGCAAUGUUAUCCCUCCCCUAACAGGGAAAAGGCAUAAAGGUCAAGAUGGACGUAUAGGCAUUGUUGGAGGAUGUCAAGAGUACACUGGAGCACCGUAUUUUGCUGCAAUUACAGCUCUCAAAGUGGGUGCAGAUUUGUCCCAUGUGUUUUGUACCAAAGAUGCAGCAACAGUAAUCAAAUCAUAUAGUCCAGAGCUGAUUGUUCAUCCAGUUCUCGAUAGUCCCAAUGCUGUCCAUGAGGUGGAAAAGUGGUUGCCGCGACUGCACUCAGUUGUCAUAGGACCUGGCUUAGGUAGAGAUGAAGUUCUACUUGAGAACGCUAAGGGUAUUAUAGAAAAAUCAAAAGUGAAAGGAAUUCCCAUCAUUAUUGAUGCUGAUGGACUGUGGCUCAUUUCCCAGCAGCCUUCCCUAAUUCAAGGCUACCAGCGAGCUAUUCUUACUCCAAACUAUAUGGAGUUUAGUAGACUGUAUGAAGCCAUGCUUAGAGACCCCGUAGACAGUAGUGAUCAUCAUGGAUGUGUAUUAAGACUCAGCCAAGCCAUGGGAAAUUUGACAGUUGUUCAAAAGGGAGAAAGAGAUCUUAUUUCAGAUGGAGAGAAAGUACUUGUGUGCAGCCAUGAAGGAAGCAGCCGGAGAUGCGGCGGGCAGGGGGACCUCCUUUCUGGUUCUCUUGGAGUCUUGGCGCACUGGGCCUUUCUUGCUGGAGCAGAAAAAACAAACGGUCAAAAUCCCUUUCUGGUGGCUGCGUUUGGAGCGUGCUCCCUCACGAGGCAGUCUAACCACCAAGCCUUUCAGAAAUUCGGACGUUCAAUGACUGCCUCCGACAUGGUUUCAGAAGUUGGAACAGCGUUUAACAAACUUUUUGAGACCUGAAGCCAAAGGAGCGCAGAAGAAGGAAAGGAAGAGCAAUGGCUGCAAGAGUAAUUACAUUUACCGUAGAAUUUCCCUAAGUAACACACCCUCUCAAGUGCUGUAGCAGCAUUGGAAUGCUAGGUAGAUUUUUUUUAUUUUUCAGAAUAGAAAAAUAUGAUUAAUGUAGAUAUUUUUUAAGAGUUUGGGAUACAAAAAUGUUUUGGCUGGAAUAAGCUGUAGUUGCAGAUCUGUUAUAAUAUAAUAAAACUAAACUGAAAGUAUUCCUCUGUUCUUUUUGAUAGUUAUUGAGCAAUAACUAAGGUGUGAACAGCAAAAAAUAAAUGCACUUGAUACUUAGAUAAAAUUCUUCCACCAGCUCAACUGAAGUUCUUGGACUGCACCAAGCUUAUCAUGUUUUCAUUCUUAGACCCUCUGUCUAGAAUUAGCUAUUGCACUUCAUUUUUGCCAUGCUAGUAUAUUAAGCAGCAAAAAGUAAGCCUCUUCGGAAAGGGAAUGCAUGAGAGUUGCUGUAGAUUUUGAAUGUAAUUAGUUGCCUUUUCCCAUUCCCGGUCCCAGAGGCAGCGCUCAUUUUUGACAGGACACCCCCUUCCUCCAACAUCCUGGGGGGGGGGGGUGUUCUUUAAAAGGUUGCCCCAUCUCAGAACAAGGCUGUACUGUAGGUAUCUUAGUGUUAAACUGUAAUUAUGCUUACCUGAAAAAAAAUGUUUUCUAUUCCUUUAAUUGGCCUGGACUCAUCUAGAACUUGGUACGAUAAACUUUUGUGGAAUUACCAUCUGGAGAGGUGCUAGGCGGGGUAAGAAACUCAGUGAUACCUACCUGAACUGGGCAGCCUCUCAGUGAUCAGGAGGAGUGAAGUGUUUUUAGAACUCAAAUGGGUUGCUGAGUUAGAGCUCCGAGAUGAUCAGCAUAUCGGUUCAUAGGUAGGUAUCCAUUAACCAGGAGGAGUAUGAACUGCAGGCACCAAGGGCAGCCAACAGCACAUACUUGCACCUUCCAGGGGUGUGCAGGCAGCCGUACCCUGCAAGGCAAAGGCUGGCAUAGGAAAAGGGUGGUUGGUGGUUAAGCUCCAAGUGCAGUGUCUGAGUUCAGGGGCUUUUUGCUUGAUCCUUAGCAAGACAGAAGGGAUCUUUAAUAGUUAAGGCCGUACCUCACUGGCAGGGCCGAGGAGUGUUGGGUAUAAAGAAGCAGCUGUGUGUGACUUUGCACAGUAUCAUUUCUUAAACAUUUGGAAAUAGAGUCAAAGCUUGCAGGGAUAGAACCAACACAGAGAGAGGGACAAGGUCAUGUGAAGUAUGUUUAAGGGGGUACUGCCCUUAAACCUAUAGUCUAGCUCCAGGUGUAUAUACUCCUUAAAAUGCAGGAACAAGCAUAUGUGUCUAGCUACUGCAAUAGAUGUUCUGUAUUCACUGCAGCCACUCUUUCCCAGUGCUCUAGCUCUAGGUUGGCAUAUGGUGCCACGCUACUAGUCAAAUAGCUUUCUUGUUCCUUACAAUAGCUGCCCACAGAAAGCACCUGGAACCAGAAAAGCUGCUCCAAGUAUCUCCCCUCAGCCCUUAUAGUUGAUAUUUCUGGAUGCACUGUGACUACUACCUCACCCCGAUGCAUUUUUGUUUUUCUUUUUAAAGCAGUUACCUAUUUUUAAAAUAGGUUUUUAAAUGUUUGCUCAGUUUGGGUCUAUGAAGGUUCACAGACUUUUUAAGAUUAGAGCAACAUCUACUCAUAAGAGAUGAUGGGUUUUGGUGUUUAAGCAGUUUUGUAAACUGUCUACAUCUCUGGGGAAAUAAAGCUACUAUUGUUUUUUCCCCCUAAAACUAUUUGAGAAGCCUGACUCCUUUAAAUAAAAUCAGAGUUAAAAACUGAUUUUAAAACAGCUACUGGAUUUCUUUUAAAGUGACCAGAUCUUUGGUUUUGUAUUUAGAACAGCAGUGGUAUUAUCAUCUAAAUGGCAUUCGUAGGCGAAAUCAAUCAAUUACCAGAGCUCGGUACAGAUUUCAACCUGUGGUGUUGGUUUUAAAUCUACACAGAAGUUGUAACUCUGUUCUUCACUACUGUAUACGAAUUGUUACGAUUUUUAAACAUUCUGGCAAUGUAGCAGUUUCUUCUGGUAGGAAAUAAAAAUAAUAGCAAAGUGA